AUGCGUGAGUACAAGAUUGUCGUGCUCGGCUCCGGCGGUGUCGGAAAAUCGGCGUUGACGGUCCAAUUUGUUCAAGGGAUUUUCGUUGAGAAGUACGAUCCGACGAUUGAGGACAGCUAUAGGAAGCAAGUCGAAGUUGAUGGACAACAAUGUAUGCUUGAGAUUCUCGACACGGCUGGAACUGAGCAAUUCACAGCGAUGCGCGAUUUGUACAUGAAAAAUGGGCAAGGUUUUGUGCUCGUCUACUCGAUCACCGCCCAGUCGACAUUCAAUGAUUUGAUGGAUCUCAGAGAUCAAAUUUUGCGCGUCAAAGACGCCGAUGAGGUGCCAAUGAUUCUCGUUGGAAACAAGUGCGAUUUGGAGGACGAGCGAGUCGUCGGCAAAGAUCAGGGACAGAAUCUGGCGAGGCAAUUCGGCUCGGCGUUUCUCGAGACGUCGGCGAAGGCGAAAAUCAAUGUUAGCGAGGUAUUCUACGAUUUGGUGCGUCAGAUCAAUCGCCGCUAUCCGGAAUCGGGCCGUCGUGCGGGCCACUCGAACAAGCAGUGUUGCUCUUGCAUCAUAAUGCGCAUCAGCCCCAAGAGUUUGGAAGUGAACAUGCCGAAAUUGGUGUUUGCCGCGAUUUUUGCGAUUCUCAUCAUUGCGUCGGAAUGCCUAGAUUAUAAGGUGCCCACUGAUCCGGCGACACAGUUGAAGUUGAAGAAGCGCGGUCAGCGGUGUAUGGCGCGAAUUUUGCCGAAGACGCCGACGGCGAAAGGAUUGCAAACGCAAUUGGCGAAUUGCUUCAAAGUCGACUGCGCGAUGGCGAUCAUUCCACAAGUCGAGCGCGGCUUCCCGCGCGAGUUUCCCGUCUUGAAAAAAUGCAUGGGCUACUAG
Messenger RNA from Caenorhabditis bovis, 873 nucleotides. The record is from the annotation of a GenBank genome assembly. NCBI's taxonomy places the organism in Eukaryota, Metazoa, Nematoda, Chromadorea, Rhabditida, Rhabditidae.